Molecule: messenger RNA, 456 nt
Organism: Trichomonas vaginalis G3
Lineage: Eukaryota; Parabasalia; Trichomonadida; Trichomonadidae
Exons: 1
Coding region: 1-456 (151 amino acids)
Source: RefSeq, a predicted model, not a curated record
AUGGUAGAUGAACUAUAUAAAGCAGAACGUGGAGAGAUGGAAAAGAAACUUCAUGCAAAAGAUGAAGUCAUUGAAUCCAAAGACAAAAGCAUACAGAAAAGAAUACCGCGUUCGGUACCAAAAGGAAAGGAAAAGAGUUAUAAGUAUAUGAUAUAUACUGAAGAGUUGGAGAAAGAAGAAGAUAAAGAUGUGGUUAUGUUGCAUUUAGUCAGAAGAAACAACAAAAGCUUUUACGACUUAGCUAAAAUAUAUAAAUCUGACAGAAACUGGUUCUAUCGUGAAAACUUACCGAUUUCAAUGACUCCGAAUGAGCAAAUAAAGGAAAUUGUCAAAAAUACUCUUCCUCAAACACACUAUGACAUCAAAGGUUGCACAAUACUUACAUUCAAAGAAGACUUAACAUUACUGAAGGAAAAAAUAACAGAAUAUUUCGAUAACUUCAAAGAGGAAGAAUAA